This is a messenger RNA of Dioscorea cayenensis subsp. rotundata (Guinea yam), 405 nucleotides long. RefSeq names its product secreted RxLR effector protein 161-like. The transcript has a single exon. The record is from RefSeq and is a predicted model, not a curated record. Bases 1 to 405 code for a protein of 134 amino acids. Lineage: Eukaryota; Viridiplantae; Streptophyta; Magnoliopsida; Dioscoreales; Dioscoreaceae.
AUGGAGCCCAACAUCAAGCUUCAUGCAGGAGAAGGGAAAGACUUGGAAAAUCCAAGGAUGUAUCGACAACUGGUAGGUAGUCUUAUCUAUCUAACCCUUACUCGUCCUGACUUGGCAUAUGCAGUUGGAGUAGCAAGCCGUUACAUGCAAAAUCCAAAGAAGCCACAUUUGGAAGCAGUUCGGCCGAUACUUCGAUAUUUAAAAGGAACUACAGGUUACGGUAUUCUGUAUCGUAAAGGUGAAAGAUGCCAAGUAACUGGGUAUUGCGACGCUGAUUACGCUGGAGAUUGUGACACGAGGCGAUCAACUACAGGUUACAUCUUUAGUUUGGGAUCAGGAGCAGUGUCAUGGUGCGAUAGAGGCGACCCUCACCGUAUCACUCUCCACCAUCGAGGUCGAGUAUAG